Vicia villosa (hairy vetch) is the source of this 677-nucleotide messenger RNA. RefSeq lists its product as uncharacterized. NCBI's taxonomy places the organism in Eukaryota, Viridiplantae, Streptophyta, Magnoliopsida, Fabales, Fabaceae. The record is from RefSeq and is a predicted model, not a curated record. The transcript has 4 exons. Bases 57 to 317 code for a protein of 86 amino acids.
UCCAACGGUAGAAAACCACGUGUACACGGAGGCUCAUAUUUUUGGUAGACCAUGAUAUGCAACGAGUCCUCGCAGAAGCUGAUCCCCAACUUCAUUCAACGUUCCUGCUUACGGUUCUUCGUCUCUCUCUCUCUCUCACCAGUUGUGGAAGUAUGAAUUGGGUUCAGCGAAAGAUCCACCUUUACAAUGUGACAUUUGGGCUUUAUAUGCUGGAUUGGUGGGAGCGUUGUACAUUUAAUAUUUUGGUGAUUGUACUAAUGUGUUUUGUAGUGCGGUACAUUACUCAGUUCGUCAAGAGGUAUGUCUUUUUGUUGUGAGGAGCAAAAUCAUUUUCAUUUGAAGAAGCCAAUGUAGAUCUUUACUUGGAGACUUAAUUAGUUGCAGCCGGUGUUUGGCAUAGAUGAUUAGGGAACAUAACUUGUAGCAAUUUGAUAUGGACUUACUUGGUGCUUCUUAAAAAUGCCAAAAAAAUUAGCGACCGCACCUCUAUGAUACACAAUCAUGAAUCUUAUUUAAACAUUUCUGUACUUAAAAGUCUGUGAUACUUAGUCAUGAACUUUAUUUAAACAUUUUUGUACUUAUAGGCUUGUUUAUGCCUGUUGGCGUUCUUUACAUUGUACUUAUGUGAGUUGUUCAUUUCUAAGUGCUGAUAAGGGUCUGGUAUAUUUAAUGUUAAA